CCCGUACUAAGAUAAACCGUAUCAUAAUCUAGACAUGGUAUUAAGAGAAUAAGAGUACUAAGUUAAUUAACAUAUUUUUUCAUUAUUAUUUGCUUGUAUUAAGAAAGAUUUGUGUUAGUGAACAACCAAAACACACAGCUUUGAGAAGGAUGGGAAGCAAACUUCAUAUUAUUAUGUUUCCAUGGUUUGCAUAUGGUCAUAUAUACCCAUUCAUCCAACUCUCUAACAAGCUCUACUCACAUGGCAUCCAAAUCUCUUUCUUCUCCAUACCCGGAAACAUCGAUCGCAUUAAAUGCUCCCUUAAUCUCACUCCUCCAAACCAACUCAUCUCCCUUACUAUACCUCCAGUUGAAGGACUACCCCCCAACUUUGACAGCAGCUCUGACAUAACAACAGAAACUUCUGAGCUCCUCAAAGUAGCACUUGACCAAAUGCAACCCCAAAUCAAAACCCUCUUAUCUCAACUCAAACCCCAAAUCAUCUGCUUUGAUUUUGCACACUACUGGCUUCCCCCAAUAGCUUCUGAAUUAGGCAUCAAAGCUGUUUAUUUCAGUGUAUUUUCAGCUGUUUCGAAUUCAUAUCUAACUAUUCCUGCGAGAAUGCUUGAUCCAACUAAACAACUCACAGUUGAGGACUUAAAGAACCCUCCUCAAGGCUACCCCAAAACCUCAAUCACAUCAGUAAAAACCUUCCAAGCUCGAAACUUCCAGUACAUUUUCAAGAGCUUCCACGGUGGACCCCCCGUUUUCGAAAGGGUAAUGAGCUUCAUAACAGCUUGUGAUGCUACAAUCUACAAGACCUGCACUGAAAUAGAAGGUCCAUACAUAGAUUACUUAAAGACACAGAUAGGAAAACCACUGAUUUUGGCUGGGCCUUCUGUUCCUCCACCACCCUCUGGUGAACUAGAAGAAAAAUGGGAACACUGUUUAGGUAACUUCCCUGAAAAAUCAGUCAUAUUCUGCAAUUUCGGAAGUGAGACGUACUUGGAUAACACGCAGAUUCAGGAGCUUACACUAGGGUUAGAGCUCACUGGUCUGCCCUUCUUCCUGGUUCUGAAUUUUGGAACCAGUAGCGUCGACGCCCAUGCUAAGUUAGAAGCGACGCUACCAGAAGGGUUUCAAGAGAGAAUUAGAGACAGAGGAGUAGUGCACACAGGGUGGGUGCAACAGCAGCACAUUCUAGCACACAGAAGUGUAGGAUGUUACUUAAAUCAUGCAGGUUUUAGCUCUGUAAUAGAGGGUAUUGUGAAUGAUUGUCAACUAGCAUUUGUUCCACAAAAGGGUGACCAAUUUAUCAACUCUAAGUUUUUCAGUGGGGAUCUGAAGCUGGGUGUGGAGGUAAACAGGAGAGAUGAAGAUGGGUAUUUUGGAAAAAACGAUAUUCUGAAAGCUAUACAGACAGUCAUGGUGGAUACUGAUAAAGAACCAGGUAGAUUCAUCAGAAAGAAUCACAGCAAUUGGAGAAUGUUUUUCUUAGAUAAGGAGAUAGAAACUAGAUACAUAGAAAAUUUGGUUGAUGAACUUGUUGUCUUGGCGUGAAAAAGGUUGGUGAUCAUUGAUCAAGGCUCCCGAAAGUUGUGGAUGACCAACUAGCUUAUACGAAAUUAUGAAGUACUCCGUCAUGUUGAUUAAGCGUAUGCGUAUCACCUAAUCACCUCCUUAAUGUUCGUUGAAGAUCAAAUAACACAUCAGGAUUUUCAAACACAUGUAGUUGCCCCACUUUGAUUCCAAAAUCUAACAGCUGUUAAUAUAACACUUCAAACAGGCUCACUUAUCAUUUCACCAACUAAACGAAACUCCAUUAGAAAAA
This is a messenger RNA of Spinacia oleracea (spinach), 1809 nucleotides long. RefSeq names its product anthocyanidin-3-O-glucoside rhamnosyltransferase-like. The coding region runs from base 150 to 1538 and encodes 462 amino acids. The transcript has a single exon. NCBI's taxonomy places the organism in Eukaryota, Viridiplantae, Streptophyta, Magnoliopsida, Caryophyllales, Amaranthaceae. The record is from RefSeq and is a predicted model, not a curated record. Gene Ontology annotation, molecular function: UDP-glucosyltransferase activity.